CCUUUUUUUUUUUUUUUUUUUUUUUUUUUUUUACUCGCUCCUAAAGGUGUGAGGAGUCCUACGUGUUUUUGUUUCCCGCGCCGGAAUGAGCGCUGAAGGUAAGGCAGCCGAGCUGUUGUGCCUGGGUUAUGUGUCUUUAUGAUUUACGAGCCUGACUCCAGCCGCGGUUCAACCAGAGUUCAUAAAGCUGCAUGCCUCCAGACUUAUUCUCUGGCUCACUCACUGCAUUUUGCUCUCCUCUUGCUCAAAAAUAAUUUGGUUUUGUUUAAUUUCGGAAGAAGGGCGGCGAAUUUAAUUUAUUUCCCCCCUCCCCCUUUCUCUCUUUGGGACGCUGCAGAAAAAGAUGGAUUUUUAUCUCAGUGCGGGGCACAAACCGUGCAGCUUCUGCAGCACAGUAUAGAUAUUUGUAUAAUUUUGCAUUUGAUGGAUGACUUUUUCAGCAGAUUGUGAUACAACAUUUAAUUUUCCCCCGGUUGCAAACAGAGCUAUUCUUUAACAGAACAAAGGCUGUUAUUUUUAAGGCCUAACACCGCGGAGGACACAAUAAAGCCUCGUUAAUUUUUAAACUGAUUUUCUAUAGAAAUGUUAUGUAAUUAUUAUUGUUAUUAUUUUCCUUUUUAAAGGUUUCUUUGUAUAAUAACAGAUAGACACGCAUUCAGAAAAACAGACCUCUUUAUUUCUUUCCAACCAUUUUAAUUAUUAUUUGACCCAUAUUCUAAAAAAAUUAAUUAAAAAAAAAAGCAUAUCGCUUUCGAUAGAAAACGCAAAACGUAAUUAUUAUUAUUAUUAUUAUCAUUAUUAUUAUUUAUUUUUGUGUGUUUCUCAACCAAAGUCCUCGUUUUGUCUGGCAGCCCUGCUUGCCAUUCAUGUCAGCUUACUAUUGAGUUGAUAAGAUGGAUCAUUUAAUCUCCUCCCUGAUUCAGUCUUUCUUUUCUUCUCCCUCCUGGAUCCUCUCAGGCCUGAAGCCUUCGGCUCUCUGGAAACCUGCCAUGUGACAUUUGGCUGCCAGCAGUGCACCAGAAGGUCAAAGGGGGCCGCGGUGCACAUUUCAUGGAAAUGCAGAGCAACGUCCACCACCACAGUUGCAGCCAUCCUCACGGAUUCUUCAUCGAGCCUGUGGAUGGUGCGUCUGGUUUUGGGGGCUCCCGUCAACCCCCGACCCACCAGCAUGCAGAGGAGCUUCCACGGAGGUCCAAAUCGCAAAGCCCCAAUAAGUAUACAAUGAGCAAAAAGGUUUUCCCCUGGAUGAAAGAGUCGAGACCCUCCAAUCAGAAUCCCCACAGGGGGGUUGCAGAUUGCACCGAGAAGUCUCCUUGCUCGAGCCAGGCCUCUAAGCGCACGCGCACCGCGUACACGAGCGCGCAACUGGUGGAGCUGGAGAAGGAGUUUCACUUCAGCCGCUACCUGUGCAGGCCGCGGCGGGUGGAGAUGGCCAGCCUUCUCAACCUGAACGAGAGGCAGAUCAAGAUCUGGUUCCAGAACCGGAGGAUGAAGCAGAAGAAGGACCAGCGAGUGCAGGGCCUCACCGCGACGAGCACCAGCUCCUGCUCCCCUCCGUCCUCCCCCUCCGCCGCGGGCAGCCCCACUCUGGCGAGCCUGGGUUAUGUCCAUCUGGGUGCUGAUUACCAGCCGCCCUCCCCUCCGCUCAAACAGCCCCAGCAGCAGGCUUACCCGGUAGGAUACUCCAAAUAUACAGCCCCGAGCUUCACGCACGACCCGCACUUUGACACGGCGCAGUACAACACGCAGGACAGCACCGCAGACUCGAACCAGGGACUGGACGGCCACGGCGGGUCGUACUUCUCGCAGGCCUGCACACCUCAGGACAGAAUCAUGCAAGCUCCAAAACUGACCCAUCUCUAGGAUUUCUGCACGCAACGCUGAUAAUUAUCCACUGGUUUUAAAAAUAAGUAUUUAUUUAUAAUUAGCAUAUUCGGAUUUAUAUUUGAAGCAUGCUUCCUUUAGCUUCAGUUAGUCCAUUUCAAAAAGCUCAAGAUGCACAUAAGUACAACUUGGUAUUUAGGCAAUUAAAAACAGAUUAUGUUAAGGUUCCAACCCAUUAUGCAUGGUCUACAAAUUAGAAGAAGAAACGCCAUGCUGAAUGGAAAAUCCUUUGUUUUUUUUUAGUUAAUUUCUCUUAAGAAGCACCUAAACUCGGCUUUAACUGCAGGGCCCGUUUAGGAGGACUAUAUUCUGCGAAAUUCCCACAUUAUUAUAACUCCUAAGCAGAGCAGAGGAGGGGGAAAAGGCUCCGUCUCUGGCUCUUAAACGGGCCUUUGUUUCUUUUAUGGCUCAAAAUGGACCAAACAAGCUGUCAGCGUUUAUAAGGAGUCGUGAUGGAUCACUGAAUUCACUGCGCUGACUGUUUCAGGGACCAUGCCUCACUCAGCCUCCGUCCUGCAAGUCUGACAAACACAAAAAUGGAGAUUGGGAUCCCGGAGCUCAGAAAAAAGCAACUAAAAUGAAGAGAGCUACAAAAAACAACAACAA
Xiphophorus couchianus (Monterrey platyfish) is the source of this 2490-nucleotide messenger RNA. Its product is annotated as homeobox protein Hox-B3a. Gene Ontology annotation, cellular component: nucleus. The transcript is spliced from 2 exons. Gene Ontology annotation, molecular function: RNA polymerase II cis-regulatory region sequence-specific DNA binding; DNA-binding transcription factor activity, RNA polymerase II-specific. NCBI's taxonomy places the organism in Eukaryota, Metazoa, Chordata, Actinopteri, Cyprinodontiformes, Poeciliidae. Gene Ontology annotation, biological process: embryonic skeletal system morphogenesis; regulation of transcription by RNA polymerase II; anterior/posterior pattern specification. The record is from RefSeq and is a predicted model, not a curated record. The coding region runs from base 1051 to 1863 and encodes 270 amino acids.